AAGGCAAGGGGCUGACAGAGGCAGGCAGGUCGACUAGCAGAGCCCGGCUGCAGCCACCAUCACGAUUGCCACGCCCAGUGCUGGGGCUGCUUGGUGACCCAUUUCUGGGUGCCCUGAACACCAUGGACCCCAGUGGCCAGGCCUGCGCACUCUCCUCACUCUAUGUGGGCGAUCUGCACCCCGAUGUAACCGAAGCUAUGCUCUAUGAGAUGUUCUCCCCCAUCGGCACUAUUCUGUCCAUCCGCGUGUGUCGGGAUGUGGCCACCCGGCGCUCGCUGGGCUAUGCCUACAUCAACUUCCAGCAGCCUGCUGACGCGGAACGGGCACUGGAUACAAUGAACUUUGAGAUGAUCAAAGGCCAGCCCAUCCGAAUCAUGUGGUCCCACCGAGACCCAGGGCUUCGAAAGUCUGGCAUGGGCAACAUCUUUAUCAAAAACUUGGAGAAUUCCAUUGACAACAAGGCUCUCUAUGACACCUUCUCCACCUUCGGGAGCAUCCUCUCUUCUAAGGUAGUGUAUAAUGAACAUGGAUCGCGGGGCUUCGGCUUUGUACAUUUUGAGACCCAUGAGGCUGCCCAGAAGGCCAUCAACACCAUGAACGGGAUGUUGCUGAAUGACCGAAAAGUCUUUGUAGGCCACUUCAAGUCUCGUCAAAAGCGGGAGGCAGAGCUGGGGGCUCGGGCCCUGGGAUUCACCAACAUCUAUGUGAAGAAUCUGCACAUGGACUUGGAUGAGCAGGGCCUCCAGGACCUCUUCUCCCAGUUUGGAAAGAUGCAGAGUGUGAAGGUGAUGAGAGACAGCAAUGGCCAAUCCAGGGGCUUCGGCUUUGUCAACUUUGAGAAGCAUGAGGAAGCCCAGAAGGCCGUGGACCACAUGAAUGGGAAGGAUGUGAGGGGACAGCAGCUGUAUGUGGGUCGGGCCCAGAAGCGGGCAGAGCGGCAGAGCGAGCUGAAGCGCAGGUUUGAACAGAUGAAGCAGGAGAGGCAGAGCCGCUACCAGGGUGUGAACCUUUAUGUAAAGAACUUGGAUGACUCCAUUAAUGAUGAGAGGUUGAAGGAAGUUUUCUCUGCCUAUGGAGUGAUCACCAGUGCUAAGGUGAUGACAGAAAGUAGCCACAGCAAGGGUUUUGGCUUUGUCUGCUUUUCCUCUCCAGAAGAGGCAACAAAGGCUGUGACGGAGAUGAAUGGGCGCAUUGUGGGUACUAAGCCUCUGUAUGUGGCCCUGGCGCAGCGCAAGGAGGAGCGGAAGGCCAUCUUGACCAACCAGUACAGGCGGCAGCUCUCUCGCCCUGUCUUGAGCUCCUUCCCGCAGCCCCCCAACUACGUACUGUCUGCCGUAUCCCAGUCUACAGCACAGGCUGUGUACUAUGGUUCUGGCUCCAUGGCUCCAAUGCAGCCUGACCCCAGGUGGACAGUCCAGCCACACGGACCUUCGUCUACCUGCCCUCCGUCCGCCUCAGUGGUCCAGCCUCUCGGCACGAUGCAACAUCCCCGCAUUCACCUCAACAGUGCCAGCCAGGCCUCCAGCCAGGUGCCUCACACACAGAGAGUAGUCAACAUUGGUACCCAGACUACAGGAUCAGGUGGGGAGGGAUGCUCUAUUCCAGGCCAGCCUCUCCUGACACAUAGAGGAGCUUCAGCUGUACACAGUGCCCAUGGGGUCCAGGAGUCGGCUGUGUAUGUCCCUGGCCAUCAGCCUCUGACUGUGUCCAUGUUGGCUGCUGCACCCCUGCAUGAGCAGAAGCAAAUGAUUGGGGAGCGUCUCUACUCCCUCAUCCAGGACACCUGCGCCCCACUGACUGGCAAGAUCACGGGCAUGCUGCUGGAGAUGGACAACCUGGAGCUUCUGUUAUUGCUGGAGUCCCCAGAGUCCCUCCAUGCCAAGAUAGAAGAGGCGGUGGCAGUGUUGCGGGCGCAUCAGGAAACGGAGUCAGCCGAAGGCAACAGGAACUGAACACAGUGGGUGGCUGGGGGCGGAAGGACCCACGACAGAGCAGCUGAGCUCUUCUCAGGAGACCCUGUCGAGGCCGACAUCCAAAAACUCACUUGUGAUGUGCUGGUGACUGAAGCGCCAAGGAGUUUGGUGAAGUUGAAGUCAUAGGAGACACACGCAGCUGUCCUGCCAGGCCUCAGACUUUACUGCCUGGCUUCCUUCUGCCCGUCUGAAGGCCUGGUCUGCUGUGAGAUAGCCCACCUUCUUAUGACUGGGUGUCUUACAUAUUUGGGAACAAUUUUUUCCUUCCCCCAUUGAAAAUGGAACCCUCACUCCUUUGACUGCCAAGUACAGCAUUUCUGCUCUUGGUUCUAAGGUCCUGUGAACCCUAACUUAUUUCCUGAUUGGCCUCUCUGUUCUUGAGCUCUAGAGGUGAAAUGAAGGCUGGACGCACAGUCCACUGCUAAUCUUUUUCCUUUGUAUAUUAAAAAACGUUGCAAAAUC
This is a messenger RNA of Mesocricetus auratus (golden hamster), 2435 nucleotides long. It is a transcript of the gene Pabpc1l, whose product is annotated as poly(A) binding protein cytoplasmic 1 like. The coding region runs from base 123 to 1952 and encodes 609 amino acids. Gene Ontology annotation, molecular function: RNA binding. The transcript is spliced from 14 exons. Lineage: Eukaryota; Metazoa; Chordata; Mammalia; Rodentia; Cricetidae. Gene Ontology annotation, cellular component: ribonucleoprotein complex. The record is from RefSeq and is a predicted model, not a curated record.